Messenger RNA from Meloidogyne enterolobii, 341 nucleotides. The record is from the annotation of a GenBank genome assembly. Lineage: Eukaryota; Metazoa; Nematoda; Chromadorea; Rhabditida; Meloidogynidae.
UCACCAGCUGGAAUAGGCUUUUUUAAGAAUCUUCCCUCCACAGAAGAGGGAAGAAUUAAUCUAGUUUUUCCUUGCGCUGCCGCAUCCUGCGGAUAUGGGAAAGGCUCGAAUCCUUCUCCCUAUGAAAAUGAAGAAAGAAUACGAAAAACUAACAGAAGAACAAAAAUGUGGAAUCUUGGUUGUUUUUGCAAAUAACAUUAGAGAUGUGUAUGGUUCAAUUUUUCCGGAAGAAAAGGGUGAUAAUUCUUUAGAUGACAAAAAAGAAGAUACUAUUUUAACUAGAAGACACCAAAAAUAAAGCUGUCGGUGUCUGUGAAAGAAUUUGUAAAGAUGUGACACCC